Molecule: messenger RNA, 773 nt
Organism: Alnus glutinosa
Lineage: Eukaryota; Viridiplantae; Streptophyta; Magnoliopsida; Fagales; Betulaceae
Product: acyl carrier protein 1, chloroplastic-like
Exons: 4
Coding region: 150-566 (138 amino acids)
Biological process (GO): fatty acid biosynthetic process
Molecular function (GO): phosphopantetheine binding; acyl carrier activity
Source: RefSeq, a predicted model, not a curated record
AAACGAAAAACAUCUAUAAAACGUUGUCAGCCCUCCUUCAACACGCACACACAACACAGUCUUCGUGCACUCCGUCUUUCACAGCUCACUUCUCUCUCUAUCUCUCUCUCUCUCUCUCUCUCUCAAAUCUCAGAUCUCUCUCUGUUUCGAUGGCCUCCCUGACAGGAACUUCGAUUUCCAUGGCCUCGUUCAAGGCGAGCCUGGCACCUAGCAGCAGGGUCUCAAAUCUGAGAUCAGUUUCCCUUCCUAUUAGUGGGAAAAGCUUCACAUCGCUUAGUUUGCGGCCAGCACGCUUUCGUGUUUCUUGUGCGGCCAAACCAGAGACAGUGAAAAAGGUGUGUGAAAUAGUGAAGAAGCAGCUGGCUCUUCCUGAUGAUUCUGCUGUCUCUGGAGACUCAAAGUUUGCUGCCCUUGGAGCUGAUUCUCUUGACACGGUUGAGAUUGUGAUGGGACUUGAGGAGGAGUUCGGGAUCAGCGUGGAAGAAGAAAGUGCCCAGAGCAUUGCCACUGUUCAAGAUGCGGCGGAUCUGAUUGAGAAUCUCGUUGAGAAGAAGAAUUGUGCUUAAAAAACAGUUUCAGAGAAUGUCAGUCAUAUUUCUGUAUUAGCUUUUUCCUAGAGUUUUAUGUUCCGUGCAGAUCUUGCUACUGUCAGUUUGCCUGUUGUUCAAGGAGCUUGUGGCAUUCUCAAUGAACUCGCCUAGGGCUUCUUUGUUCCCCACUUUAUUUAUCUCGAACUUGUAUGCCUCCAUUUUAUAUAUCUUGCUUUUCUUGCC